Molecule: messenger RNA, 2182 nt
Organism: Neltuma alba
Lineage: Eukaryota; Viridiplantae; Streptophyta; Magnoliopsida; Fabales; Fabaceae
Exons: 5
Coding region: 264-1628 (454 amino acids)
Source: RefSeq, a predicted model, not a curated record
AUGAUCGUCUCUGUACGAAGCACAAAAAGCAAGAGGCCAAUAAGUUCAAUUCGAAGCUUUCUCUGCUCCGUGCGAAUGAAAAACUCGGCGCAGUGAUUCCAUUUCAAAGCAGAAUUUUAUGAACACAUUGUUAUAAAUGAGGGGAAUUCUGUAGUGGCGGACUCAGAAUCAGAAUCUGCAAGCUCUCUUUCCUUGGUUGAUCUAUGUGUUAAUUGCUAUAUUAGGCCCUUAGUUAAAGACCUAGAAUAUAGAGAUAAAUUUUGAUGUUUAUUUAUGAUACGGUUUCUCAAUUAUCUCUAUUUAUAGGUCCUAAAUUCCGUAGGACUAUGAAAGGGUUGUUCGAAAGGUAUAGAAGAUGGAACCCAGUGCAUCCAACUUAUGGGGCAUUUUGGGGGAUGGGCGUGGGCAUAGGUUGUGGCAUUGGUUGGGGUCCUGGUUUUGGCCCUGAAGCCAUCGGCUAUGUUGGAGCUGGUUGUGGCAUUGGAUUUAGUGUUGGAUUCACUCUGGCUGGCCUGGGUGUUGGCUUUCCAGUCAACUUUCUCUUUCAAGUUCCUUAUCGUGCUACUAUGGCAACAAGAGGCGCGGCGUUGAAGUUGGUAGGGUCAAGUAGUCUUCUUUCUAAAAAACAUUUUGCUGGCAAUGACUGGACGGGAAUUGCACCUCCUGUUUCCGAGCUGGAAAGAGAAGCAAGCGAGAGAUUCUCUAACUUUGGGCAACAGCAUUUGUCAGUCAAGGGCGCUGAUUUUUUUGAGAUGAAAAAUAGCCUGCCAUCGCUUGCUACGUCUGCUUGUGAAAGUUGUCGAGCAUUGAAUACUCGGUUGUUCAACUCUCACAGAGGUCUUGAUAGUCAGAGUACUGUGACCGGAACCUCAUCUGCCACUAUGCAGCACACCUUCUGCAAAGAGCCCCCUUCAGCAUCCAAAAAACCAGCUCUGGUUCUUAUCUCACCAUACUGCAUAACUGGCCACAACUACUUCCAGUGGUUAUCAAGCCUGAUGUUGUCUGCUCAUGACAGAGGCAAGGCAAAUGGGCUUACUAGAUCUGCUGCUCUGUCUAGUGUUGAUAAUCCGAAAUAUGCUACCUGGGAGGCUGAAAACAGCUUGGUGCAAUCUUGGUUUACCGAUGCACUGACUAGAGAGAUUGGGAAGAAUUUGUUGCUGUACAAAAUUGCCCAUGAUGUGUGGACAGGAGAAAGGACAUCCUAUUCUUCAGUAAACAAUAAAGCAAUCCUAUUUGACACAGAGUGCUUUCUCCAUGAUUUCAGGCAAGGCAACCUAGAUGUAACCCAAUAUUAUAAUGUACUUGUAAGACAUUGGCAACUACUGGAUCUUUACGAGAUUCAUCAAUGGUACUGUGAAACUGAUGCCCAGCAUUUCAACGCACUCAAAGAAGAAAAGAGAGUGUAUAAAUUCUUGAUUGGCCUCAACCCAAUCUUUGAGAAAAUUAGACAUUACAUCCUGAGUCUGGAUCCGUUACCUACUCUCGAGGAGGUAUUUUUUGAAGUUAAAAAGGAAGAAAGUAGAAAUAAACUCACACCCGGUGCUUGCAGUGCUUAUGAUGUCCCCGAAUCAUCAGCCUUGGUAGCAAAAGAUGCUCAUUCUAAUGACUACAAAUUGAAAAAAUUCUGAAAGUCCAUGACGUGCACAUUGUUACACGAAAGAAGUAUGUAGUGAACUUAAUGGGGGACAAGCAAGCAUGAAGGUCAAAGUGUCAAACCAAGAUUGAUGAAUGUGGAUGCGUGGUGACAUUUGAAGAAAAGCCUUAGCCUUAAUAGAAUUACUCCUGCAAGGAACAGUUUGAGAUGUUGCACAGAUUGACUGGGAGCCAACUCUAGCAAACAUCUAAAAUUGACGUUGGUGCUGUUCUCGGUGCUCAGACACAGGAAAAGAUGAAUAGCUAAGCUAUACAAAACAAUGAGGUAGCUUUCUCCACUCGAGAAUUAUAUCUUGGGACAGCCAUCGAUUUGUACUGACAGGACCAUAAGGUUCUUGUUGAUUCAGUUGUUGGGGUAACUUACCACAUCUCUAUGUCUCCACCCUCUUGGUCAGGCAAAAAAAAAAAAGUCUCCACCCUCUUGUUGUGGGAGAAAUUCGAGCGUAUAUUAUAUUUGUCAAAAGAUGAUUCUCCUUAACAAUCCCCUUAACAGCAGUGGGUAUAUUUCAUAAGAAACUUUGCUGCAAAA